CUGAGCGGCGUCACAGAGGACUCAGCUCUUGCUCUGACCGCUGAUUCUCCUCGUUCAAGAGUCCUGAAGGAUUUCUAUCUUUCUCUCUCGUAGAAUACUUUUUUUUUCUUCUCUCUCUCUCGCAGAUAUUUCUCUCUCGCAGAAUACUUCUCUCUCACGGCAUCUUUCUCUCUCACACUCCUAUACACGCCACCUUUUUUUCAUACACGUACCAGGCACUUCCCAAACACCAAAAUGUCCCUCGGUUUGCUGUUCAGUAUAACGCUGGUGAUAGCCACUGCUUCUGUCUCGAGCUGCCCGAUCGGUUACCAUCCCAUGCUGGGGACUUGCAUUCAGGUGGUGAUCGCAGCUGGUCCGGGCGAGUUCCCGAUCAAGUGGGAGGUCGCGAGGGCAGGCUGCAAGGAGCGGGGAGGUGACCUUGCAUCGCUCAGUCCGCCUGAGCUGCUUGAACACAUCUCCAGGCACAUCGACGCCACGUAUCCAGGUCACAUUGCGAAUGACUACACUUUCUGGCUCGGAGGUCAGAAGGUCGGCACAGGGUGGACGUGGCUUAAUGGUGACAAACUGAGUGUCAAGUCCAAUUUGUGGGUGCCCAACCUCCCUCCUAAGACCUCAGACACGCCCUUGUACACCCUGCUGGUUCCUGCUGAUCCUGUGACUCCCAGACGGUACCUGAACGUUGGCGGUCCCUCGAGCCAGUACCCUGCUUACAUCUGCCAGGCUUCUUGAAGUUGAGGGGAUGAGGCAAGCAGAGGCAAGCGGAGACAAGCAGAGGCAAGCGGAGACAAGAACGGCGAUAACUAGAGAUGGAUAGAGAUAUGGAAAUAAGCACUAGGCUUAGGGAGGAUACUUGAAUGAUGAUUCCAUUAAUAUAUAUAUUUAUGUA
This is a messenger RNA of Penaeus monodon (black tiger shrimp), 886 nucleotides long. RefSeq lists its product as uncharacterized. NCBI's taxonomy places the organism in Eukaryota, Metazoa, Arthropoda, Malacostraca, Decapoda, Penaeidae. Bases 235 to 729 code for a protein of 164 amino acids. The record is from RefSeq and is a predicted model, not a curated record. The transcript has 4 exons.